AUGGAAACAAGUAGAAAAAAUAGAAAAUGGUCAUUUUCUUUGACAUUGAUGAUUUUGAUAGAACCAUGCAUUUGUGAAUAUUUCGGUGACAAUAUAGACAAUGCUGGCCAUAUUCCAAUUAUAAUCAACACUUGGGCAUUCGAUCAGGCCAACGAAGCGGGUUGGUCAUUGUUAGAGAAAAAUGAAUCGUCAUUGAAUGCAAUUGUAGCCGCAUGUUCUAAAUGUGAAUACCUUCAAUGUGAUCAUACCGUAGGUUGGGGCGGUAGUCCGGAUGAAAAUGGAGAAACAACUUUAGAUGCGAUGAUAAUGGAUGGUGUCACACAUCGAAUUGGUUCAGUGGCUGCUUUACGUCAAGUGAAAAAUGGGAUCUCGGUCGCCAAAGCUGUUAUGGAACAUUCAUCGCAUACGAUGUUGGUGGGAGAUCAGGCGACAGAUUUUGCCAUUGCAAUGGGAUUCUCUAAGGAAAGUCUUUCAUCUGAUUGGUCUAUUGAUCAAUUCGAAAAAUGGAAAACGCGUGGUUGUCAGCCAAAUUAUUGGAAAAAUGUUCACCCAAAUCCUCGGAACUAUUGUGGACCAUAUAAACCUCAAGAUUUAAAUGAAUUUCAUCAUGACAAUAAAUUCCUCUAUAAAAUUGUUGAUCGCAACAAUCAUGAUACAAUUGGUGCUGUAGCAAUCGAUCGCCAAGGUAGAAUAGCAUCUGGAACAUCUACUAACGGUAUGAAUCAUAAAAUUCCGGGUCGAGUUGGUGAUAGUCCGAUCCCUGGAGCUGGUUCAUAUGUCGAUCAAGAUGUAGGAGGAGCCGCUGCUACAGGUGAUGGUGACAUUAUAAUGCGUUUCUUGUCCAGUUAUCAAGCUGUUGAAAAUCUUCGUAAUGGUAUGGAUCCAAUUCAAGCUGCUAAUGCCGCACUUGGGCGAAUCAUUCGAAAAUAUCCUAAAGCCCAAGUAGGAAUCGUGGUAUUGGAUAUUCACGGAAAUUACGGGGCUGCUUGUUUGAACAUUGAUGGUGGAUUCCCAUUCAUUGUGCGAAGUUGGGCUGAACAAUCAAAACAUUUGGUCAAAUGUGUUAGCACUACUGAUUUUGAACCAAAUUCAAUUAUUUCGAUAAAAUCAGAUUUCAGACUUACUUUUUUUAUUUCAUUUUAUACAAUUAUUUUAUUUGAGUUUUUAUUCUGAAUUUAAGUUAUUCGUACAUGAGAAUUUUGACUAUCAAAAUUGAAUAAACAUUCCGGGUAUUUUGGUGCAUUCAAA
This is a messenger RNA of Dermatophagoides farinae (American house dust mite), 1248 nucleotides long. Its product is annotated as N(4)-(Beta-N-acetylglucosaminyl)-L-asparaginase. The record is from RefSeq and is a predicted model, not a curated record. Gene Ontology annotation, cellular component: cytoplasm. Gene Ontology annotation, molecular function: N4-(beta-N-acetylglucosaminyl)-L-asparaginase activity. Lineage: Eukaryota; Metazoa; Arthropoda; Arachnida; Sarcoptiformes; Pyroglyphidae. Gene Ontology annotation, biological process: protein deglycosylation.